GUAUAUAGUCAACGAGCAGAAACGGAUGAAUCAUUCGGAAAACGGCGCCGUGUUGCCAAAACCUCCCUGAUAAAAUUGCAGCAACGUCCGCGUAAAUCUCCCAGAAGAAAUUGAACCCGACGGCCGUGCAUAUCGAUUUCGGGAUCAUGGUCUACAUUGCAUCUUGGGAUGAUUUUUUGGAAAAAUCCGUCCAGCUGUUCCGCUCCGAUCCUGAAAAGACUCGUUAUUCCAUGAAAUACAGGCAUUGCGACGGCAAAUUGGUUCUAAAAGUCACCGAUGAUAAAGAGUGUAUCAAAUUUAAGACAGACCAAGCACAGGAUGCCAAGAAGAUGGAGAAGUUCAAUAAUAUCUUCUUUACUUUGAUGGCUCGUGGACCCGAAGCGGAUAUAUCUGAAGUUGGUGGAAAAGAACAAGCAGAGGCACAGCCGGUCAAGAAAGGAAGGGGAAGGAAGCAAUAGUUAUAUUUCUUCAUCAUCUUCAACAAGUUUCCGACAACACCAAAAUAGUCGUGAGAAGAGUAUUAAAUGAAACAUUGGUCUUAAAUUUAGUUCAAACAAAUUUUGGUUGAAUCUUCUAGUGUUUUUGUAGCAAACGUAGCUUAAAUUCCUUGAUGCUAACUUCAUCUGACUGGUAUUUUCAUUGAAGUAAAACUCUCCCCUUGCUUUCGCUGGUUAUUUCGUCUUUGAAAACGAUAUGGAUUCUGUAUUUACUUGUCUUAGUUUUUGCCUGGAUUUUUUAAAGAUUAUUGCACCAGUUUGGCCUGUGCUGAUUA
Messenger RNA from Erythranthe guttata (spotted monkey flower), 772 nucleotides. Its product is annotated as signal recognition particle 9 kDa protein. Lineage: Eukaryota; Viridiplantae; Streptophyta; Magnoliopsida; Lamiales; Phrymaceae. Gene Ontology annotation, biological process: SRP-dependent cotranslational protein targeting to membrane; negative regulation of translational elongation. Gene Ontology annotation, molecular function: 7S RNA binding. Gene Ontology annotation, cellular component: signal recognition particle, endoplasmic reticulum targeting. The record is from RefSeq and is a predicted model, not a curated record.